AAGCGCCUCGUUGUUCCGUCCGUCCCAUCCCAAUCAUGCGCCAUGAAUCAUCCAUCAGUCGGCACAUGCCCCUUUUGACCAACCACUCUCUGCACUACUUUCGCAAGUGACAAGACAACCAAAAAGAAUUCUCACCGAUGACAGCAAAGCAAAUGCCCUCCGCAGCAGAGGCGCCGCCGGAGGACACCGCGGCCUCCGCAUCCAUGCCCUCAUCGUCCCCUGCUUCCCGCGGCCGCGGGCAGGCGGGCUAUCCCGGCCCCUUCUCGGUCGACCUCGCCGCCGCCGCGCGCCGCCUCCUCGCGUUCCUUCGCUCCGCUUCCGCCCGCGGAAACGUGGGGCCGCGGUCUGUGCGGAGGUACGAGGAGAUGUGGCUACCGCUCGCCGCGGAUGCGGCGGGUGGAGGAGGAGAGGAGGCCGCGAUGCUGGUGCCCCCGCCGGACGUGCACCUCGUCUGGCUCUGCCACUGCUUCCACCAUGAGAGCUAUGUCGCAUACUGUGCAUCAAGGUUUGGACGCCUCAUCAAUCGACCUGCAAUACUUGAUGCUGAGAAUGAGGAGCAUGCCGCUGACUGUUGUCGGGACAUCUGGGACGCACGCUACCCAUUGGAGCCGUUUGACUUUGGCAGCAAUGAAUUUGAUGGAAAUAAUUCGAAUGGCAUUGAGAACGAUGGUGCUAAUAGCGAAAUUCUUAUGAUGGUUCAAACAUACGCUGGCCUAGCAGACCACUUUGCCUCGCCCUUUGUCUCCGAAGGCGUCUACCAUGUCGCUGCAAGAAGGCGUUACAUGUGUUUCCUUGACCUCAUCAGAAAGGGUGUGUGCACAACCAGAGAAGACAUUCGGCUCGUGCCUAGCCUGGAUAUAUUACUGAUGUGGCUUGCUCAUCAGAGCUUUCCAGUGAGCUAUGCAAUCGACAUGACAGGGAUGUCUAUCCAGGACAAUGUUAUGAAAAGGGUCGUCAGUUAUGGGGAGGUGGCGAGUGAGGAGAUGGUGGAGGGGACGAGGAUCUUAUGGGAGGAGGCAUAUGAUGAGCCAUACGAUCUAUCUGGUUCGGAGAUUGAUGCGGCAGCAGUUGGCACGGCAAGGGAGGCGUUCCACUGGCAGGCUGCAGCAUCAGAAGAGGACACCAACCGGCUGUAUAAGGGGUUGCAACCUAGAUUUCUUAUGGAGGUAUGUGUGUUCCUGAAAGGAGAAUUUGACAGUGAGCACAUUAGCAAGGAAUUUCUGCGUUUGCGAGCACAGAGGUGUUACAGAUCAUUGAAGCUCGACAAGUCAGUGUCCAAUUUAUCCUGCAAAAACUGGCAGAAAAUGUGGCAUAUGUAUUGUGAAUUUGCAACCCGAGGUCUCACCAUUGAGGUAAGGCGCAGCAUGGGCGGGUGCUUCAGGAACAGCAAGAUCCUCAAGAAUAUAUCAUUCUCAUGGAACGAUAUGCUGCAUGAGAAAUCACUUAUGCUUACAGAGGAGCUUGAUACCAGGAUUAGGGCGAUGGCAUCGAUUACCCCUCCCAUUCAAGCACCUUACUUAUUGAAGUGUGUACCUGACAGAGUCACUGAUGAUGGCGGGGCAAUGAUUUCUGACGUCAUAUUGCGCAUGAGAAGUUAUCGUCCGCAGGAAGGACGGUGGCUGACCCGUACAGUACUUGAUUAUAGUGGGAAAGAAUGUUUCGUUGUUAGGAUGAGAAUAGGCAGAGGGAUUUGGCGGAGAGGACCAGAAACUCCCAUGGCAGUGAAAUGGGAAGAUAGGAUCAUUGAGGUCCGAGAAGGCUCAUGGUCCUAUAUUGCAAGUGCAACAUCCGUUGGUUAUGCUCCAGAAAAGGUGGUUGGCACAGCAACGCCAACGAAAUAUCAACAGGAGAAUAAGGUGGUUUGGCGCUUUUCAACUGGAGAUGUAAUGACAGUGUGGUUGGGAGAUGACCUCAACUUUCAGCUACAAAAUGAGAUUUCAGAAGAAGAGCAGGCAAGGGUGCUUGUAGGGAGGAGAUUGAGUUACAGCGUAAAGAAGGACAUCACAUCAAAUAACCACAACCACAAUGAGGAAGAGCAGUACAUCACCCUUGUCCGUACAUCACCAGACUAUCCUGAUGGCAGAGCAACCGCGCUCCUAAACUGGAAACUACUCGCAAUUGAGUUUCUACCCAAAGAGGAUGCAGUCUUUGUGCUCCUCUUAUGCACGGCGAUCGCACGAACAAUGACAGAGAUCAGAAGGGAAGAUGUGUCCGGGCUUCUGGUGCGGCGAAGAAUGCGCGAACCACAGGUAGGGCAGAGAGACUGGGGCUCGGUGAUGCUGCCGGACGCGCCUUCCCUUGACCCUCAUUUGCAGCCGUGGUACCGGAAUGCGGCGCGUGUUUUGAGCUCCGCGGAGACUGUGCUGCCUAACAGAGCGAUGCCCGUUAAAUACUCGCCUACCGAUGGCAAGGAUGAGCUGUACAGGCAAGCUCUUAUACCCUGAAGCCCUGAUGGGGAUACUUUUUGUGAAGCAAUGUACAUUAGCCACAGAUCUUUUUUUAUUGUGGCUGUACACGUCAUCUGAAAAUGGCUUGAUUUGUUGUUGUGUAUGGUUUGUUUGUCGAUAGAUAAAGAUCUUGUAUUGCUUUGAGUAUAUUGUAUGUAAUUCAGAAUAAUACGGGAGGAUAUCCCAGAACAUGUUACAAAAUUGUCGCAGAAAAUAUGCCUGAAACAGUGGGAUUGAAUAACAUCUUCACAUCAGCGAUCUUGAAGGUUUGCAUCA
This is a messenger RNA of Hordeum vulgare subsp. vulgare (domesticated barley), 2723 nucleotides long. Its product is annotated as glycine-rich domain-containing protein 2. The transcript has 7 exons. The record is from RefSeq and is a predicted model, not a curated record. NCBI's taxonomy places the organism in Eukaryota, Viridiplantae, Streptophyta, Magnoliopsida, Poales, Poaceae. Bases 138 to 2444 code for a protein of 768 amino acids.